Prionailurus viverrinus (fishing cat) is the source of this 4124-nucleotide messenger RNA. RefSeq names its product zinc finger and SCAN domain containing 31 (gene ZSCAN31). The record is from RefSeq and is a predicted model, not a curated record. Lineage: Eukaryota; Metazoa; Chordata; Mammalia; Carnivora; Felidae. Gene Ontology annotation, biological process: regulation of transcription by RNA polymerase II; central nervous system development. Gene Ontology annotation, molecular function: DNA-binding transcription factor activity, RNA polymerase II-specific; RNA polymerase II cis-regulatory region sequence-specific DNA binding. The transcript has 4 exons. The coding region runs from base 2312 to 3823 and encodes 503 amino acids. Gene Ontology annotation, cellular component: transcription regulator complex; nucleus; PcG protein complex.
GGGGGAGCUUGGGGAGAAGGGAAAGAGGGUGUUUCCCGUCCUUCUUCCCUUCCUGUUCCUUGCCACGUCUUGAUGAAAUGAAAAGGGAAAAUUCAUUUCUUGGUCCACAAACCUCCAUGAGUAAAGACGGGUUCAGGGCGGCAUAAGAGCAGGAGGUAAGAUCUCACCCGGCAGCUGUGGGGAGAACAGACAGAGGCUGCCCGCCUGUGGCUUUGGGUGUGUGGAGGAUUUGCCUGCGCUGCUCCGGGGUUCUUGGCAGCAUUAAGCAUAAUCACAGAACAGUUGUUGCCUGUAAAUGUAACCCCGUGGUAAUCCACACUUUUAACAAUCAUGAAGUUAAAUGCAAAUCCAUAGUUAGGACUUCUCAGACUUACAGUCUUCUUGGACCGAAGACUCAAAAAACCUUUACUGCAGUAAAGAGUAAAAACAAUGCAGUUGGCCGUGGACAUUGGCAAAGCAUAAGCUCCAGUCUCUGUGACUCUCCCGUUUUCUCAACACCAUGACGUUGUUCAUGUAGAUAUCACACGAGCGUCUGUCUCCCCCACCGUAAGCGCACACGAGCGUCUGUCUCCCCCACCAUAAGCACCAUAAAGGCAAGGACCAAGUCUGUUUCCUCUCACCGCUCUGACCUGAGCACUAUGCCAGGCAUCUGGUCAGCACAUGUAUUUGGAUGAAUGGGAUAAAUGCAUUUUCCCGCAAUAAAGUACAACUGGAAAACUUGUAAAUUCUCUCAGACAUUGAUAAUUCUAUUUUUUAAUGUUUAUUUUUGAGAGAGAGAGAGGCAGCAAGUAGGGGAUGGGCAAAGAGAGAGGGAGACACAGAAUCCGAAGCAGGCUCCAGGCUGUGAGCUGUCAGCACAGAGCCCGACACGGGGCUCGAACUCACAAACUGCAGGAUCAUGACCUGAGCCAAAGUCGGACGUUUAACUGAGCCCCCCAGGCACCCCAGUAAUUCUGUUAACACUGGGCUGAGGCCAUGUAUAAAACUCAAAUGCUACCAUUAAAGUAAACUGUCAGUGUAACCACCAUUCGGCCUCCCAGCUUACAGUCCACAACCCUGCAACAUAUUCUCACGAUUUCCUUCCUGAAUCUUCCUCAGUAUUUCUAAACACAGAUCUAAUGCUGUGACAGUGACACGAAAGCCUCACUGCCCCUCAGUUUUCCAUAGGAUAGAGUCUAAACAUCUCAGCCUGGAGUUCAAGGCUGUUUUCUGUUCCCACCUUACCUCUUCCCACACGUUUUCUGCCCACACCCUGUAAUCUGUAGUCCAGCCACCAGCACCCACACCGGUCCCUACAUCUUCUGUGCCCUGUAACCUUAGAGAGCUUUGGUCCUGUUGGGUCUCCUCCCGUCGCCCUCUCUUUGCCUGACAAAUUCCUGUUUGUUAUUUUAGGCCUAAUUCAAAUGCAUUUGCCCCUAAGCCACAUGUUUUCACUGCUCCGUACCCAGUCAGAAUGAUCUUUUCCUACUCUUUGCUUUCUGGAUUAUUUGGUUAAAUCCUCUGUUAUAGCACUCAUCACUUGAUUUUUUUUUCACAUUUAUUUAUUUUUGAGAGACAGAGACAGAGCGAGAGCAGGGGAGGGGCAGAGAGGGAGGGAAUCACAGAAUCAGAAGCAGGUUCCAGGCUCUGAGCUGUCAGCACAGAGCCUGAUGCGGGGCUCGAACCCACGAGUCGUGAGAUUGUGACCUGAGCCGAAGUUGGACGCUCACCCGACUGAGCCACCCCGGCGCCCCCAUCAUUUGAUUUUACAGCUAGUCUUGUGUGUCCUGUUCUUUACCUGAGGCUACUGUGUAUUGACUGUCUAGCAGGUUUUUAAAUCACUAUUUAUUUUUGUUUGUUUUCUCGCAAUAAGAAUUUCAAGUGAUACAAAAAUCAGGAAAAGUAGAGAGUAUUCUGUGUAAAGUAGAUUUCCCUUGUUCUUGUUCUGCACCUGCCUGGUUCCCUCCCCAGUGGCCAAGGCCGUGUCUCAGUUUUUCGUGGCCAUAAUAACAUGGUGUAACAACCGUAAAACUUGGCGGCCUGCAGCGAUACACAUUUAUUUAGCACAAGAAUCUGUGGGGUGCAGCUGAUUGGGCAGGGCUUACCCGCGUAUCUGCAGCGAGCUGGGGGGCCGCCGAGCGGCUCGGCAGACGCGUCCAGGCUCACACGUCUCGGGGCCAGCUGCCUGGCAGCUGAGCCGGGAGUGUCCGUGUGCCUCUGUCAUGGGGGGGGGGGGGGGCAGUGGGUCCUCCUCCUCACGGUCGUGGAGAGCAAGCCCGGGGGCUGUGUCACACAAGUUCUUCCCAAACCUUUGUUUGUGUCACAUUUGCUGAUGGCACAGUGGCCAGGUCCGGUCACGUGGUUGAGCACAGACUCCCAGUGGGAAGGCGCUGGAAAGAGUGAGGAGGCCGGGCGGUUAUGUGCCACAUGCUUUUCUCCAGAUUCUGGACAAAGGUGUGUGCUCUUCAAGAAGAGCAGGCCAGGGAGCCUUGAAUCCGCUUCCCUUGCCCGGGCUGCGGCGAGCCUUCUGAGCGGGAUGGCUUCGGCGGAGGAGCAGCCCGGACUUAGAGCCGUGAAGGUGGAGGAGGACCGUGUCUGGGACCAGGAGACCUUCCUUCGAGAGAGCGGCAUUUCUACUCAGGAGGCCUCCCGCCAACUUUUCAGGCACUUUUGUUACCAAGAGUCCCCCGGGCCCCGCGAGGCGCUGCGCCGGCUCCGCGAGCUGUGCCGCCAGUGGCUGCGGCCCGAGACGCACAGCAAGGAGCAGAUCCUGGAGCUGCUGGUGCUGGAGCAGUUCCUGACCGUCCUGCCCGCCGAGCUCCAGGCUCGGGUGCGGGAGCACCAUCCGGAGAGCGGGGACGAGGUGGUGACGGCGCUGGAGGGUCUGGAGAGGGAGUUCAGUGAGCCUGAAAACCAGGCUCCAGACGAUGCCCCUGGCCAUUCAGAAGUGCUGUCAGAGGAUGGGGUGCAUGUGAAGGCCAAGCAGGAAUCAAGAACCAUCCAGCUUCAGGCCACGGUGACACAGCUCCAAUGUGAAUCUCUUGGUCCCCACAAAUUUGGGGAACAAGGUGCCGACGCUGUACCAGAAAGCCAGGAGUCGGCCGUGCGGCAAGAAGUUUUGAAGGAAAUGGAGCGUUUUGGAAAUAGCCGACUCCAAAGAGACGCUCCCCUGGACUCCCAGUGCCGGGAAGCUUGGAAGCGGGAGAGCAGGGCGGGAAAGCCGAGGGGACGCGCCGCCGGAGAGCGACCGCACAGGUGCAGCGAGUGCGGGAAAGGCUUCGCUCAGAGCUCGGUCCUCACUCAGCACCAGAGAACCCACACCGGGGAGAAACCCUACGAGUGCGAGGAGUGCGGGAGAGCCUUCAGCCAGCGCUCCGGCCUGGUCGAGCACCAGCGGAGCCACACCGGGGAGAGGCCCUACGAGUGCGAGGAGUGCGGGAGAGCCUUCAGUGCCAGCAACGGCCUCAUCAGACACAGGAGGAUCCACACGGGGGAGAAGCCCUACGGCUGUGAGGAGUGCGGGAGAGCCUUCCGCCUGAGCUCGUACCUCGUUCAGCACCAGAGGAUCCACACGGGGGAGAAGCGCUACCGCUGUGGCGAGUGCGGGAAGGCCUUCAGCCAGAACGCGGGGCUCUUCCAGCACCUCCGCGUCCACACGGGGGAGAAGCCCUUCCAGUGCGGCCAGUGCGGCAAGCGCUUUAGCCGGCGGACCCUGCUCGGCAAGCACCAGAGGAGCCACACCGGGGAGAGACCGUACACGUGUGGCGAGUGCGGGAAGGCCUUCGGCCACCACUGCAACCUCAUCAGGCAUUUUAGAAUCCAUACCAUUGCCAAACCGGACUAAUUCCCCGGGCCCCCAGACUCCUAGAUGGGGCCGUCUCGGAGAGUCGGCUUUUCACGUGGCUCUUUUGGUUUUGGCCAAAUUUACGGUGCUCCGGAACGAGUAGCUCGUCUGCAGACUCGGUGCCGGGGUCUCCUGGUGAACGGCCGUGGUUGUGGGCGGUUCCGGGCACCCCCCUUCUUCCCGAUCCUUCGGUUCCUUUCUAAUGAUUUCCCUCAAAAGAGACCGAAAUCACCUGGAGAUAAAUUGCUGCGGAGGGGCUGUUCUUGGGUGAUACUGAAUACUGAACAACUCUGAAAAACUG